Acytostelium subglobosum LB1 is the source of this 1338-nucleotide messenger RNA. RefSeq lists its product as hypothetical. Lineage: Eukaryota; Evosea; Eumycetozoa; Acytosteliales; Acytosteliaceae. The coding region runs from base 1 to 1338 and encodes 445 amino acids. The record is from RefSeq and is a predicted model, not a curated record. Gene Ontology annotation, cellular component: membrane. The transcript has a single exon.
AUGACUUCAGCAUCAAGAGGAGGACAAGACAACGACGAUGACACUUGUAGCUACACCAUCAUUGAGGAUAGAGAGGCAAUACCAUUGCUAUCACUCUCAGAACCAGAGGCUGACAUUCUGAUCACUCGUCUCAGUCAAAACUAUACUCCACAAUCAUCAAUAACAACUCAACAAUUACAAACAAGUCUAAGUAGCAAUGGUAGUAAUAGUCUAAGUCUUGGAAGUAGUGGUAGUAACAACAACAACAACAAUAGAAAGGAUGGACCUCAAUAUUACAAUGCCAAUCUAGUAUCAAGUUAUACAAGUGAUGACUCUACGUUGGCAACGAGUUCAAAUCAUACAACUUUAUAUACUCCACCGCCAAGAUUGAUACCAUCACUUCCAUUCACAUUCCAUCGUGCACUCACUGUAGUAAUACUAGUAGUGAUCUACGUGGCCUUGAUAACUACAUACUUUGUAGUAUAUCCUCUGAUUGAUCAAUCAAACUUUGCACUCAAUCUAUUCCUGAUCAUUCGACCGGUGCCCGCCCUGGCACUGAUCGGAAUCAUUCCACUCUAUGGCAUCAACGACACAAAGACCUGGCGCUACUCAAUGUUCAUUGCACUUGGACUGAUGACCAGCAUCGUGGCCGACAUCUUCUUCUCGGUGGACGUGCAUCUGCUGUCCAGCACAUCAUCAUUACACGCGGCACUGGUAGUCUACUACAUGAUGCUGACGUUCACCCUGGUGUCCAGAGUGUUGUAUACAGUGGCCUUUGUUCUGGGCAUUGGAAAGAACAUAAGGAAGCGUCUACCAUACGCCGUACCAAUCUACUGUUUCUGCGCCACGAUGGUGCUGAUGAUCGUCUUUUCCAAACAGAUCGCACCGGUACUCAUCAGAUGGCAUAAUCCAAUACCAAACACAGACAACGACUCUAUAUCAUCAUCAUUCGAUCAAUCGGCAAUCGAUCCAACAUCAUUGGCAUUGGUCAUAAUCUAUGGAAUAGUGGAGGCCACACUUUUGUGGCGUGCCGUUGCGCUCACCAGCAGUUUCCCAGGCUCCAACCCAACCAAGAUACUACUAUGGCUCAGUGUACUUGGUUCAACAGUCUUUUGUAUCGCCGACACACUCACCGUCGUAUCACUGUACUACUAUCCCUUGGAUGGAAUAUUCUAUCUGAGCACCGGUGGAUAUUGGCUUGGACAUAUUCUGAUCGUCUUUUCAAUCCCACGACGAAUGGAAGUGCGUGACUACCUCGCCAAGUACUUCAAGGUGCUCAAAGAGAAGACUGGAAAGUUAGGUCUACCAUCAUUCGAAGCAUUGGGAAGCAACAGUCGUGACAACAGAGGUGUAGAAUAG